AUGGAAAUUGAGAAUAAGACAUUAUCAGAAUCAGAGAUGAAGGUAUUGACAAGUAUUGCCAAAUAUUUAAAAAGUGAACAAGAUCUGAUUAACUUUGUGAUGGUAUGUAAAUCUCAUCAAAAUGUUUUAGAUUGUUUUUUUUUUAAUCCUAUUAGUUCAACUCGUCUUUUUGUUAAUUUACAAGAACAAUGGUUAUACCACCCUUGGGACCAAGUCACUUCUAGAGCUAAAAAAGUUAUUUUGAAUUACCCAAUUACAACAAAAGAUUAUAACUUAAUUAAAGGAAAUAGAAAUAUUAUUUGUAAACAAGUUAAGUUUACAAAACAAGACCGUGAGAAUUUAGGAAAUAAAAUUCCAUCAAUUGUAAAUUCAAUUGAAGAAAAGUGUUUUGAACAGUGUACUGAUUUAGAACAAAUCACAUUACCAAGUAGAAUUACAUCAUUAGGAUAUUCUUCAUUUAGAGAUUGUGUUAAAUUGUCCAACAUAGAAUUACCAGAAAAUUUAAUAAGAAUUGGGUCUUGUUGUUUUGACCAUUGUACUAAUUUAAAGUCAUUAACAAUUCCUAAUACUGUGAAUUACAUUGGAGAUAAUGCUUUCUUUUGUUGUAAUUCUCUUACAUCAAUUUAUUUACCAACACAUCUUACUUCUUUAGGAAAGUCAUGUUUUUUUGGAUGUAAUAACUUAAAAAAUAUUUAUGCGUCGAAAGAAAUUCAAAAUCAAUUGCCUUAUUAUUUUUCUUCUUCUUCAUUUGCAAUUUAA
Entamoeba nuttalli P19 is the source of this 759-nucleotide messenger RNA. RefSeq names its product BspA family leucine rich repeat protein. NCBI's taxonomy places the organism in Eukaryota, Evosea, Mastigamoebida, Endamoebidae. Bases 1 to 759 code for a protein of 252 amino acids. The record is from RefSeq and is a predicted model, not a curated record. The transcript has a single exon.